Micropterus salmoides (largemouth bass) is the source of this 2259-nucleotide messenger RNA. RefSeq names its product 6-phosphofructo-2-kinase/fructose-2,6-biphosphatase 1 (gene pfkfb1). Gene Ontology annotation, biological process: fructose metabolic process; fructose 2,6-bisphosphate metabolic process. Gene Ontology annotation, molecular function: fructose-2,6-bisphosphate 2-phosphatase activity; 6-phosphofructo-2-kinase activity; ATP binding. Gene Ontology annotation, cellular component: 6-phosphofructo-2-kinase/fructose-2,6-biphosphatase complex; cytosol. Bases 276 to 1706 code for a protein of 476 amino acids. The record is from RefSeq and is a predicted model, not a curated record. NCBI's taxonomy places the organism in Eukaryota, Metazoa, Chordata, Actinopteri, Centrarchiformes, Centrarchidae. The transcript has 14 exons.
CACAGAUCAGUGGAUUUGGAUCCUUCUCUGCUGUCUGACAUCACCACAGAGAUCUUAGCAACUCCCCUCAGGCCUUUUUAAAUCACGAAACAGACGGAGAGGCAGACAAGCAGCAUGGCCUCAGGUCCCCCCCGCCCUGCCUACCAAGUACUUCUCCUUAGCAACAGUCAGCUGACCUGCAGUAGGUAUUCAGUGAAGCACACAUAUGCACACAGAUCACAGAGCUGCACGCCUCAGUCGCUCACGCUCACUCCUCCACCUGCCACUCAGGCUUCAUGGCUCUCACUAUUAACACGUCCACAGAGCAGAAAAAACUCACACAGACUCCUCUGCUCAAGAUCUGGGUGCCAUGGAUGGGCUGCAACUUGAACCGCAGGAGAGGAUCCUCUGUGCCUCAGUUCUGUAACUCUCCUACAAUGAUUGUGAUGGUGGGAUUGCCAGCCAGAGGGAAGACGUUCAUCUCUAAGAAGCUCACUCGCUACCUGAAUUGGAUCGGAGUGCCGACAAAAAUGUUUAACGUGGGCCAGUACCGCAGGGAGGCUGUCAAGAUCUAUAAGAACUUUGAGUUCUUUAAACCGGAUAAUGAAGAGGCCAUGAUGAUCCGCAAGGCCUGUGCAGCAGCCGCCCUCAAAGACGUAGCUGCCUACUUCACAAAAGAACAGGGACAAGUAGCUGUAUUUGAUGCUACCAACACCACCAAGGAGAGGAGGGCAAUCAUUAUUAAUUUUGCGAAGGAGAGGGGCUACAAAGUGUUCUUUGUUGAAUCAAUCUGUGAUGACCCAGGAAUCAUUGCAGAGAAUAUUAAGCAAGUAAAAUUUGGGAGCCCAGAUUAUGUGGAUCGUGACAUAGAUGAGGCCAUGGAAGACUUCCUGCAGCGCAUUGAGUGUUACAAGGCUAGCUACAUGCCUAUAGACGAUGACAAGGACAGGCAACUCUCCUACAUCAAGAUCUUCGAUGUGGGCAGUAGAUACCUUGUGAACCGGGUCCAGGACCACAUUCAAAGCAGGAUAGUCUACUAUCUGAUGAACAUCCAUGUUACACCGAGAUCAAUCUAUCUGAGCCGCCAUGGAGAGAGCGAACUCAACCUUUUAGGUCGCAUUGGUGGAGAUUCAGGCCUCUCCCCUAGAGGACAGAAGUAUGCCAAUGCCUUGGCGGCCUUCAUCAAAGGUCAGAAUAUCAGUGACCUGAAAGUGUGGACGAGCCACAUGAAGAGGACCAUCCAGACUGCAGAAUCUGUGGGAGUCCAGUAUGAACAGUGGAAGGCCCUCAACGAGAUAGACGCUGGCGUAUGUGAGGAGCUAACCUAUGAGGAGAUUCAGGAGAAUUUCCCAGAAGAAUUUGCACUGAGGGAUCAGGACAAGUAUCGUUAUCGUUACCCCAAGGGUGAGUCCUAUGAGGACCUUGUCCAUCGCCUAGAGCCCGUGAUCAUGGAGCUGGAAAGGCAGGAAAAUGUUCUGGUAGUCUGCCACCAAGCUGUAAUGCGCUGCCUGCUGGCCUACUUUCUAGACAAACCUGCAGAUGAGUUGCCUUAUCUUAGAUGCCCCCUCCACACAGUGCUCAAACUCACACCAAUAGCCUAUGGGUGUAAAGUUGAGCCAUUUUUCCUCAAUAUCGAAGCAGUCAACACCCACAGAGAGAGGCCAGUGAACGUCGACAUCAACAGAAACCCAGAGGAUGCUCUGCUGACUGUUCCUGAACACAUAUAAAUGCUGUUUUGUGAGCAAAGGACUACCUCAUGUGAAACUGGAUGUGUAGCUUCACUAAAUAUUAGAGAUGUUCUCCAGUUAAAUGUUGAUUGUGUGAAGACAGAAGACAGGGGGGCUUUGGAGCAGGAGAAGACAGGAUGGUAGAAAUGGGAGUACGCUCACCAGCCUAUACAUUACAUGAAAACACCACGACAGGAGCACACGGACUCCCCCUGCCGUGACUGAAAAGGUGUACCCGGAACAGGACACUCUGUUUUCAAAAUGCCUGAACUGACUAGAGUUUGCUUUUCUCAACAUAAUUGUCCCAUUGUUUACACAUUAUUUUGAAAAAAUGCACUAUGUAUUGAGGUUGAGAGGAAGACACUUAAAAGAUAUAGGGAGGUUGUCAUUUGUAACUUGGGCCUACAUGCACAUGUAACUGUUGUACAGAUAACAUAAUGUGAUGUUGAUAAUCUAAUUAUGAAGGUAGCAAUCAGCACCACGGACAGCACCAAACAACACAACACAUUGUGUUGAAUAAAAUAAUGUAAAUAAAGUAAAGUCUCAAACAUGG